This is a messenger RNA of Penicillium cataractarum, 396 nucleotides long. Its product is annotated as VOC family protein. The transcript has 3 exons. Lineage: Eukaryota; Fungi; Ascomycota; Eurotiomycetes; Eurotiales; Aspergillaceae. Bases 1 to 396 code for a protein of 131 amino acids. The record is from RefSeq and is a predicted model, not a curated record.
AUGCCGUCCGCGAACAUCGAUCACCUCACCAUCUCUGCCCCGGAGGAGCAUUUCGACCCUCUUGUCGAGUGGUAUAAAAAGGCUCUCUCUCCACUAGGUUACAGGGAAAUAAUGCGGUUCCCUGGUUUCGUCGGACUGGGCAGCGAGUUUCCUGAUUUUUGGAUCGCUCAGAAGGAAAUUCACAUUCCGUCGGGGUUUCAUUUUGCCUUUUCAGCUCCGAACCAAGCUGCUGUUGAUGCUUUCCACAUGGCUGCCACCAACGCCGGGGGCACCUGCAACGGCAAGCCUGGGUUAAGACCAGAGUAUCAUGAGCAUUAUUACGCGGCGUAUGUUUUGGAUCCAAUUGGAAAUAAUAUGGAGAUGGUUACCCAUUGUCCUGAGGGCCUGGAGAAGUAG